Molecule: messenger RNA, 1364 nt
Organism: Exophiala oligosperma
Lineage: Eukaryota; Fungi; Ascomycota; Eurotiomycetes; Chaetothyriales; Herpotrichiellaceae
Exons: 1
Coding region: 148-1011 (287 amino acids)
Biological process (GO): ribosome biogenesis
Cellular component (GO): small-subunit processome; nucleolus; Noc4p-Nop14p complex
Source: RefSeq, a predicted model, not a curated record
CUAUAUUCAAAACCACCAUGGGCCAUUUUACAACGCACAUGUCUUGCAUUAUCUAAGGUACUUACUUACCUUAGGUACUAAUAUCACCCCUCCCUCCCGUCAGCGCCCGCCCUCGAGAGCAUUUUGCUCUCACACCUCUCAUUCAACAUGCCGGCCAUGGACAAUUACACAUCCCUCAUCGCCUCCCCGAUGACGGUCGCGCAGCGGAAACAUCUGCUCAAACAACUACAAGAUCCUUCCACCAUAUCCAGUCUCCGCAGGCCAGAGAUACUCAUGGACUUCUUCGUCGACAGCCUCGAUAUGGGGGACCUCGCACUCGCUGUGCCCGCGCUCACAGGUCUCUUUCACUUGAUCACAACCCGCAACCUCGACUACCCAGCAUUCUAUCCCCGACUCUAUGCCUUACUGGACAAGGACCUUCUGCACAGUAAAUAUCGCUCGCGCGUCUUGCGACAUCUAGACGUCUUCUUAUCACCGACAAACCACCUGCCCGCUGCCACGGUUGCGAGCUUCAUUAAGCGUCUUUCACGGCUGUGUCUAUUCGCACCACCUUCUGCCAUUGUCGCCAUCAUUCCCUUCAUUUACAACCUCCUCAAGACACACCCAACCACCACCUUUAUGAUCCACAGAAACCCAUACCCCCCAUACACAAAGUUCAAGUACAACCUAGGCAACGAUCCCUACGAUCCCACCGAACCAGAUCCUCAACUCACUGGCGCAAUUGACAGUUCGUUGUGGGAACUUGAGACCUGCCAGUCCCACUACCACCCUACCGUCGCGAGCAUAGCGAGAAUCAUAUCUGAACAGUUUACCAAGCAACAAUACAAUUUGGAAGACUUUCUGGAUCAUGGCUAUGCGAGCAUGAUGGAGAGCGAGUUCAAGAAGAAGGAUAAGAAACCGCCUGUGGUGGAGUACAAGAUACCCAAGAGGAUCUUCUCAGAUGCAAGCGACGAUGUGGCCGAGAAUGAGAAGGGAGACGACCCUUUGAUGGAUCUGUGGACCUUUGAGUGACCUCAAAUACAGGACUUGGGCAUUCCAGCCCAUGGGCCGACUUACGAAUUUUCUUCUCUAACGAUAUUAAUCAUGGAGCAUUUCUGGUAUACCUCAGCAGAUACAACAUAGAAUUGGAUGAGGAUGGAAAUCAAUUUUAGCGACCUUUCUUGCGCAUGGAUAGCAUGAUAGAUGGGCAUUCCUGUAGAAGGAAUAACAACUAGCCCACGUAUUAUCACGUCGUUCAAGGUUGUCAGGGGUCACUGGGGUUGAAGAUACAAGUCAAGGACAGCCUGUGACAUGAUAGUAUUAUAGAUAGACCCAUUGACAACUCGACGGUGAUACUAUGCACUCUUCUUCCUAGGGAACCCAGU